AUGAAGUCACCGCAGAAACAGACGAAGCCAGAAGCACAAGUUUCGACUGUUUUGAUUGAGCCGGUUGAACCUGAUACAGAUGACCAAGCCAAGGAAACCAUUCCUUCAAAAUCAGCAUUUGAAACAAGGAUGGUUAGAAAAGUUUCUGGAAUGAUUCAAGAUUCUGAGUCUCGAAUUAUGAAGAAGCAAUUAAACACACAAUCGCGCUCAACUUUCACCGCCGGGAAAGUAUUUGGUUAUGAUUUGAACUUGAUUAACUUCUUAAGGAAAACGGAUAUUGAUCGGUAG
Molecule: messenger RNA, 288 nt
Organism: Lactuca virosa
Lineage: Eukaryota; Viridiplantae; Streptophyta; Magnoliopsida; Asterales; Asteraceae
Source: the annotation of a GenBank genome assembly